AUGGAGCCUUUUAAAUUGACCCUAGAGCAGGUCAACUUUCAAAAUGAGCUUAAUUUGCCUUCAAAUGCACAAAGAGAGACAGAAUAUGAACUUGAUUCCUUCAGCAAUGUCGUCAACUUUGAUUCAGAAUUUGACUUCAAGACAACCGUCAGUUCCCCGUAUCCAACACAUCCGUCAGCUGUAUUAUUAUCAUCUGGAAUUCCAGAUACUGUGAGAAAAAAACCUGGCGAAGUUGUCCCUUGUACAACUGAGAGCAAACCUUGUGAUACGCGCGUCUAUUGUGUUUGGACAGAGAAAAAGUUGAACCCACUUGACAAUGAGCAUUUGGUGAAUCCCUACAUCAAUUUCAAUGAACAUCGUUCCACAGGCCCCUCGUACCCAAGCACUUCGCUCACUAGUCCAACUACUUCAGCCAGUGAUAUCUCCACUCUGAUACAGGUGUCAGCUAACACCAAGUCGGUAACUUCAAAGCUCGAAGAACGAAACAAAAAGUGGAAGUCAAAAGUUGCUCCAAAGAAAAUGGCAUCAACUGAAGUAACUGCAGCUCCAUCUCAGGAUAGAAACCCUUUGGACAAUUCAAACUGUGAUGUUUCUAAUGCUUUUGAGACGGUGGCUGAAGCUCUUCAUUUACAGUGGUCUGUGAUAGGCAAUAAAAAUUUGACUCCUGCCCCUCCUGAAGUUGUGGCUCAAAUUGUGGCUGAAGCAGAGAAACGACUCAAAGCCGGAAAUCUUAAUCUACCCAACAAUGAAACACUCUUAUCUCCGAUCAGUUCUACCAAUUUGCCAGACAUCUCUCAGGAAUCUGCAUCUUUUCAAACUGAAAGUUCUUUAACAACCCAAAAGUAUGAUUCUCCCACCAAGUUCACUUGCCUUGGCGCCGAACCAUUUCAUCAUACCCCCAACCCAGUGGACAAUGCUCCUACUGUCUCUAAUAAAGAAAAAUUUGAACUUUUGGGUGGCAUCAGUGACACUAAUUCCAUGAAUAAAAUAAAAGUCCCAGCUGAAAGCAUUUCAGUGGAUCUUACCAAGGAACAACUUAAAAAAACUGCUGAUAUAACUGAAUAUGCUAAACAGAAGUCUCUCUCAAAGAGAGACCAACGAAAAGAAUUGGAGAGAACCUCCACAGAUGCAGCAACAGCUGCAAUCAGCGUCACUGCCCCCAAUGUUAUGUCUUCCUCUGUCUCUUUAUCCCCAAACAUGUCUGCCUUCCCUGACAGUACGAGCACCACUCUUUCUCUGCCCGAGCAAGUGCCAAAGGAAACAGGCGGCGAUCGAAAGACAAGUGAAAAUGGCCGGUCCGAGGAAACUGAUUCCAUAAAAAGUACUUCCUUCCAACUCUCAGACUGUGAUGAAGAUUACAACUAUGAGGAAGACUCAAAUGCUGAGGCCUUCCUCAGGUCCCUGCCUCCAGUAAAAGCUGUGGAGCUUGAUGCUUUCUUGAAAAGACUUCGAAAUGGACGCCACUCGCCUCCUGUGCGGGAACGAUCUUUCAAUCCUGUUGAACUCAGCUUGGAGUCUGAGAAUUUCUCCAGGGUACACCAACCCCCUCUGGCCAGUGGUAAAUAUUCCCCACCAACCAAGGAUGUUCCUGAUAACGUGAGUGUAGGCAGCAGUGUGGAGAUGCCUGAAAAAGACCUGAGCCUACCACCCUCGAACUUUGCCCAACACAUACCAAGUGUUUCCAAACCCAAAAUUUCUCUGCCUGAUCCAGGGCCGUUGUUUAAGAAUGCAAUGAAACCACUUACAGAAAGGAAAUCACAGAUUGUGACAGAGAACCAAUCUGCUGGGGUCAUGAAAGCUGAUGGUAUAAAUGUUAAUGAACUCCUCCGAGAAAAAGCUAAGCUUGAAGGUCAGUUAGAAAUAUUGACCUCCGAAGCGCAGACUGCUCUUCAAGAACGAGCCGAGUUACAGGCUCAGCUGGCUUCUCUGCAGCUCAAGUUUAUGUCUGCCCAAAAGUCCGACACAGAUGUCAAGCAAAAUGCCUUGAGGGCAGACAUUGAGAGCUUGAAGGACAGUCGGGUGUAUCUGGAGCACUGUCUUGCAGACACACAAAAGCUGCUUGAGGAGAAGAUGGAAGAUGCAAAGCGGCUAGAUGAGGAACUGAAGGCAACCCAAGAAACAACAGACAAACAGCAGAUAAAGGUCCGCGAACUUAAAGACGACUUACGUGCCCGAGAUGUCACGAUACAGGCCCUGAAAAACAAAGUUGCCGAGCUGUAUGUUGAAGUACAGACAACACUUCAGAGUAAGAUGUUGGCAGACACGGAAGCUCGUGCAGCUAAAAGUGAUCUUGCUUCUAUCGUCAGUACGAAGCAGUGGUACCAUGACCAGUUGCAAAAUGCCAACAAGAUUCGAGUUGAACUACAGAAAGAAAUGACCACACUUCAAGCACAGGUGUCCUCACAGGGCACCAUUGUGGAACGUCUGAAGGCAGAUAAUGCCCGUCUCCACCAGCAGUUGUCAGAGACAAGGCAAAAGGCAGUGAGCGAGAAGGAGAUGCUUGCCCGGCAGUUGGAGAAUAUCCAGGUGGACAUGCUGGAACGUGAAACAGCUUUUCAAGAGAUCCAGCGUGAGAGGCGAAUUAUUGAGGAGACGUUUGAUUCAAAGAUCCAAACGGUUGAGGAAGAGAAGAUGAGAUUGUCAGUUCUGAUGCAGACGACCACAGAACUAGAAUCUCAGUUGGAAAGAGCUCAGAAUGAUUUGAAGAAGAAACAAGUCCAGAUUUUCAGCCUAGAGACGGAACAGACAAAAAUGAUGAAGAAUCUGAUGCUCUCUGAAGGAAAACUCACAGAAAAAGACAAAGUUAUUGAAGAACUUGAGCAAAAAUUGAUUGAAGUUGAAACUUCUCUGAAGACGUUUUACUCUGAGUUGAGUAGUAAAAAUCAGGAAAUUCUCAAGCUGAAAGAAGAUAAGGCCAGUGUUGAAAUCUCGCUGGCCUCAGCCCUGGAAGAGAAAAAAAUCUUUGAUACUGCCUUGGAGACACUGCGAGGUGAUCUUCAUAAAGUAGAGAAUAGCUUUUGGCAGAUGAAGCAGGAACUAGGCGCCAAGAUGACUGAGCUUGACCAAGUGAGGAAGGAAAAGUCGCAGGUAGAAGUAGAACUCAAAGAAGCUUUAGAGAGUGCAAAGAUCCAGCAGGAUGUAGCCACUGAGCAGGGAUCUAGUGCAGCUAUUGAAGUUGCAACUGAGAAUUUGAACAAGCUGGAAAUGAAGAACAAGCAGCUAACUCAAGAAGUGUCUGAACUGCGGAGUCAAAUGACUGAACUAAAUGACAGGUGUGUGCAUGAAGUCCAUGAAAAAGAGGCCCUUGAGAAACACCUGGGUUCUGUUCAAGAAGAGCUGAACCAAGUAAAAUGUGAAUUUGAAAAAGAGAAGCAAACAAUGGAAGAAUUGUCUGCGGCAACCAGUUCUAUGGCUGAAGACGGUAAGAAGACAGAACUUUUGGCUGAGAAUAGUAGCCUCAAGUCGAAACUGAAGACAUUAGAAAAGAAAGCCCAGACUAGCCUGACAAAACAAAAGGCUCGAUCAGCUAAACUGACUGCAGACAUUGGUGCAGUGAAAAAUGAGUUGAUGGAGAGGCAGAAGGCUUAUGACACGAAUAUGGAAAUGCUAAGUAGCAAGCUGCGAGAAGUGGUCAAUGACAAGGAGGCAUUACAGAAUGAAGUGGACAUGCUGAAGCGGAAAUUUGACCUUAGUAUGAUAGAGCAGCAAGACCAGAUGAAAGUGGAACUGCAGACAUUGGCUGCCGAAUUGGAAACUGUUCGUUCACAAAAGUUGCAAUUGGAAAGCGAACUGAGUGAGUUGAGAGAAGUAACAAAUCAUCAAGUGGAACAAUACGUCUCCCAAGUGAUGGCUAUGGUUAGAGAAGGAAAAAGGACGAUUAACUGGUUUGUGAAUUUUAAAAAAUUCUUUCUUCUCUUUUUCUUUCUUUUUCCUUUCUUGUUUUUUCCUUUUUUGUUUUCUUUUUUGUUUUCUUCUUUUCGUUUUCUUUUUUUCGUUUUCUUCUUUUCUUUUCUUCUUUUUGUUUUCUUCUUUUUUGUUUUUUUUUUUUUUUCUUUUCUUUCUUCUUUUUUUUUCUUCUUUUUUUUUUCUUCUUUUUCGUUUUCGUUUUCUUCUUUUUUUUUCUUUUUUCGUUUUCUUUUUUUCGUUUUCUUUUUUCUUUCUUCUUUUUUCUUUUCUUCUUUUUUCUUUUCUUCUUUUUUCUUUUCUUCUUUUUCGUUUUCUUUUUUUCUUUUUCGUUUUCUUCUUUUUCGUUUUCUUCUUUUUCGUUUUCUUCUUUUUCGUUUUCUUCUUUUUUCUUUUCUUUUUUCUUUUCUUCUUUUUUCUUUCUUUUUUCUUUUUUCUUUCUUUUUUCUUUCUUCUUUUUUCUUUCUUCUUUUCUUUUCUUCUUUUUUUUUCUUUUUUUUUUUCUUUUCUUUUUUCUUUCUUUUUUUUUUCUUUUUUUCUUUUUCUUUCUUUCUUUUUCUUUUUUCUUUCUUUUUCUUUUUCUUUUUUCUUUCUUUUUUCUUUUUCUUUCUUUUUUCUUCUUUUUCUUUUUCUUUUUUUUUUUUUACUUUUCUUUUUUCCUCUUCCUUUUCUCUUUUCUAUCUUUUUCACUUUCAUUUUGUUUGUCUGUUUCUUUCUUUCUGUUUACAACAGAGUAACACUGCCCUCAAAAAACAUGUGUCCGAAUUAGAAGAGGCUUUGGCCAGAAGGGAGUCGUCACUUGUUGAGAUACAGACCCACUAUAGUGAUAACGUAAAAGAACGAGAGGCAGAUGAACGAGAUUAUGUCAAAAGAAUUCAAGAAUUGGAAGACUUGUUGAUGCAGGAAAAGUCCAACCAGAGAGAACUGAGGAAACAGAUUGGUACCAAAAUAACAGAAAACAAACGUUUGAAGCGACAACACAAGAAUUUGAGCCUUGAACACGAGAAUCUAGAAUUGGAUGUUCAACAGAAAAUGGCUCAGUAUGACACCAUGGUUGAGGAACUGCAAGCCAAGAAAGAUGAGGUGCAAAUUUUGCAAAGUCAACUACAGUCCGUGCAUCAUGACAACAAAGCCUUGCGCACAGAAGUUGAACGAUUGCAACGAAGCCUGACAGAUAAUCAGGAUCGCAGCCCAGUGAUACAGGAACAACUUCAGGGUUUCCAGUGGCAAUUACAUCAGAAAACAGCUGAGCUUGAAGCAGUACAAAAACAACUUGUAUUAUCUGAAGAAAGACAUCAAACAGAACUUGAAAGCUUAAAGAAAACUUUGCAAGUAAAAUCGCCGCCAUUCUUCUAUGUAGAAUCGCUUCGGCCAUUCUUCUAUGUAGAAUCGCCGCCAUUCUUCUAUGUAGAAUCGUCGCCAUUCUUCUAUGUAGAAUCGCCGCCAUUCUUCUAUGUAGAAUCGCCGCCAUUCUUCUAUGUAGAAUCGCUCGCCAUUCUUCUAUGUAGAAUCGCCGCCAUUCUUCUAUGUAGAAUCGCCGCCAUUCUUCUAUGUAGAAUCGCCGCCAUUCUUCUAUGUAGAAUCGCCGCCAUUCUUCUAUGUAGAAUCGCCGCCAUUCUUCUAUGUAGAAUCGCCGCCAUUCUUCUAUGUAGAAUCGCCGCCAUUCUUCUAUGUAGAAUCGCCGCCAUUCUUCUAUGUAGAAUCGCCGCCAUUCUUCUAUGUAGAAUCGCCGCCAUUCUUCUAUGUAGAAUCGCCGCCAUUCUUCUAUGUAGAAUCGCCGCCAUUCUUCUAUGUAGAAUCGCCGCCAUUCUUCUAUGUAGAAUCGCCGCCAUUCUUCUAUGUAGAAUCGCCGCCAUUCUUCUAUGUAGAAUCGCCGCCAUUCUUCUAUGUAGAAUCGCCGCCAUUCUUCUAUGUAGAAUCGCCGCCAUUCUUCUAUGUAGAAUCGCCGCCAUUCUUCUAUGUAGAAUCGCCGCCAUUCUUCUAUGUAGAAUCGCCGCCAUUCUUCUAUGUAGAAUCGCCGCCAUUCUUCUAUGUAGAAUCGCCGCCAUUCUUCUAUGUAGAAUCGCCGCCAUUCUUCUAUGUAGAAUCGCCGCCAUUCUUCUAUGUAGAAUCGCCGCCAUUCUUCUAUGUAGAAUCGCCGCCAUUCUUCUAUGUAGAAUCGCUCGGCCAUUCUUCUAUGUAGAAUCGCUCGGCCAUUCUUCUAUGUAG
Molecule: messenger RNA, 6111 nt
Organism: Acanthosepion pharaonis
Lineage: Eukaryota; Metazoa; Mollusca; Cephalopoda; Sepiida; Sepiidae
Source: the annotation of a GenBank genome assembly